AUGGCAAUGGUAGUAAACCAGUGGCAGGAGAACAUUACGACAGAUCCCGGUUCUCAGCUCCAGAUUUGCAAUCAGGAGCCGGGGGGGACACCGGGGACACCCUCUGGAUCCACUCCGGGGAACGAUGCCCUUUCCGGGGACAAAAUCCCCAACGUGGACUGCAUGGUGUGUGGUGACAAGUCGAGUGGCAAGCAUUACGGCCAGUUCACCUGCGAGGGUUGCAAGAGUUUUUUCAAGCGCUCGGUGCGACGGAACCUGAGUUACACCUGUCGGGGUAACCGAGACUGCCCCAUCGACCAGCAUCAUCGGAAUCAAUGCCAGUAUUGCCGCCUGAAGAAGUGCCUCAAAGUUGGAAUGAGAAGAGAGGCUGUCCAGCGAGGACGGAUGUCCAACUCUCAGUCCAGUCCUGGACAGUACCUGACCAACGGGAGUGACCCCUACAACGGGCAGCCCUAUCUGUCAGGCUUCAUCUCCCUGCUGCUGCGGGCGGAGCCCUACCCCACCUCCCGAUACGGUGCACAAUGUAUGCAGUCCAACAACCUGAUGGGCAUCGAGAACAUCUGUGAGCUGGCUGCCCGCCUGCUCUUCAGUGCUGUUGAGUGGGCCAAGAAUAUCCCCUUCUUCCCUGACCUGCAGCUCAUGGACCAGGUGGCGCUGCUGCGCAUGUCCUGGAGCGAGCUGUUUGUGCUGAAUGCUGCCCAGUGCUCUAUGCCCCUGCACGUGGCACCUCUGCUGGCAGCUGCUGGUCUGCAUGCUUCGCCCAUGUCCGCUGAGCGUGUUGUGGCCUUCAUGGACCACAUCCGCGUCUUCCAGGAGCAGGUGGAGAAGCUGAAGGCCCUGCAGGUGGACACGGCUGAGUACUCCUGCCUCAAGUCCAUCGUGCUCUUCACCUCUGAUGCCAUGGGUCUGUCUGACGUGGCCCAUGUGGAAAGCAUCCAGGAGAAGUCCCAGUGUGCGCUCGAGGAAUACGUGCGCAACCAGUACCCGGGCCAGCCCAACCGCUUCGGCCGCCUCCUGCUGCGGCUGCCAUCUCUGCGCAUCGUCUCCUCGCCCGUCAUCGAGCAGCUCUUCUUCGUGCGGCUGGUGGGCAAGACGCCCAUCGAGACGCUGCUGCGCGACAUGCUGCUCUCCGGCUCCAGCUACAACUGGCCCUACAUGCCCGUCCAGAGGGAACGGCCGCUCCCCCUUCACUACAACGAGAACGGGCCCUGACUGCGCCCCUCGCUCACUCAGGGACAUGGCAGGGCAAAGGACAAACUGAAAACCCACAGUGCCCCUCCCACCCACUUCAGCACCCACUUUGUUUGAAUGACACCUCGGCCGCCUGCGUCAGCGUGGGCAACGGAACUGACGUCUGUUUGCAUUACUUGAAAUCCCACCGCUUACUCUGGGUAGGGCUCGAAGGGAACAUACAAAAUUAUUGACACGUACCGGUGUG
This is a messenger RNA of Megalops cyprinoides (Indo-Pacific tarpon), 1438 nucleotides long. It is a transcript of the gene nr2f5, whose product is annotated as nuclear receptor subfamily 2, group F, member 5. Gene Ontology annotation, biological process: cell differentiation; anatomical structure development; regulation of transcription by RNA polymerase II. The transcript has 4 exons. NCBI's taxonomy places the organism in Eukaryota, Metazoa, Chordata, Actinopteri, Elopiformes, Megalopidae. The coding region runs from base 1 to 1212 and encodes 403 amino acids. The record is from RefSeq and is a predicted model, not a curated record. Gene Ontology annotation, molecular function: nuclear receptor activity; zinc ion binding; RNA polymerase II cis-regulatory region sequence-specific DNA binding.